GGAGGUCAUGUAGUCAGCGCAAGGGACAGUAUUCAAAGGUAAAUGCUUAGGUACAUAGGUACGUUAAGGUACGGAGUGCGUCUGUGGAUUGAAUCCUACCGGAGAAAGUGCGGGUUAGUUAUGUAAAUAAAAACUUUGUUGUUAGUUAGCGCGGCUUCCAUAGGCCAAAGCUUAAGCACUUAGGUAGCUUCCAUCCGAGUACCCACCCAGGUCUAUCUUCGCCCACCCCUGCUCUUUAAAAGGUAUUUACCAGCCACAAAUAAGUAACCUUCCGUACUUCUGGCUUAGGUACUACUUCCGCGCUCAAUUUCCAGCCAUCCACAGUUCAGCAAUCCACCGUUGCCCCGACGAGAGUUUUCUUGUUGUUUGGCUAGUCGUCUCCGCCAUUUUCUGCCUCUCAUCCAACAGAAUCGUCAAGGGCUUGUCGCUCGGACUGACGCAGCAUCGCGAUACUCAAUAUUCUACUGCAUGCACUAACCUCGAGUAGUGCUUCUACUUUAUCACUUUAUCUUUAUUCUGUAUUCUUUCUUUAAUCGCCUCGUGGCGCGUUUCUUUUCUUCGCUACUCGCCGCUUCUUUGCCUGUGUUUAUAUUGUGGUCGCAUCUCACUGUUCGGGGGUAAACAACCCUAAGCACAUGGAGACUGGUAAGCCCAUCUUACUAUUGAAGCCCGCGAAGCAUGGCCGAGUGUCCACUAUGAUCUCACAUCAAUUCGAUGCAUGACUUUCCCUUAUUAUGUCCUCUAAUUAUCAUAUAGACUCUCAGCCUCUUGAAGCCGGCGCAAUGUCGCAGCAUAACCAGAGACAGAGGACUAUAUCGAGGGCUUCGACAGCCUCGAUCCAUAGCGUCGCGACACAACCAACGCUUGACCAACAAACCUUAAUGGCGCACCACGGCGCUUUCACGGACCAGUGGGUUUCAAACGAUCACGUCCCCCCGAGAGAUAUGUCAUCGGCAGUUCAACCCAUGCCAGCCGGAGAUAUGAUGCUUCGUCCUGCCUCCCAGAUGCCGGUCAACCAGUCGUUCGCGAUGAGUUCGAACAUGCACCCUGCCGUCGGGCUUGCUAUGCCGUACGCUCAACAUCCCAACCUGCAUCCUGCUGUAUCAACCGAGACCUUUACUGGAAAUGCGAGUUUCACAGACGCCGAUAGCCAGAUGAUGGAUCGUGAUGAGGCCGACGAGGUUGAUUCGCUUGCUGGACGACCGCGAGGCUCGAAACCAACUUCGAGCCGCACUAGCGCGAACAACGAGCUUGAGAUGCGCCAGCUAUUUCAGGCCAAUAAGACCCGUACUCUCGCCGAUGUAGCAAAGGAGCUUCAUGGCAAUGAGCGUGGACCUAACUCCGAGCGCGCUCGCCAGAUCUUCGCUAUGCUAUGGAUCAAUGGGGUUUGUGCGAAGGGUAGAGGUUCCGUACCUCGAGGCCGUGUUUAUGCCAACUAUGCAUCCCGCUGUGCGACGGAGAGAAUAACUGUCUUGAAUCCUGCUAGUUUUGGGAAGCUUGUUCGAGUCCUUUUUCCUGGUCUUAAAACUCGAAGACUCGGCGUCCGUGGAGAAUCAAAAUACCACUAUGUCGAUUUCACUCUGCUGGGUGAUCAGCCCACGUCCAGAGAAGUCUCUAUCCAGCCGGCGAUUCCUUUCCCGGAACCAGCCCCUUUUACGCGUUCUUUGAGGUCCGUGUCACCCGCUACUAACUCGUUCGCAAGGCCUGUUCUCAUGCCCAACAGUGUCGCGCAGUCCCAAUCCCCUGCAUUGGAUGCACAACAUUCAGCUCUUCCGUCACCUACGCUCGUACAGCAAUCUGAUACCCCGGCUGGCUCACGAUCGGCCAUCUCCCGAACUCACAGCUUAUAUAACCAAUGCGAAGUCAAGCAUCUCGAUCAGUUGCAUUCGUCUAACGCUAAGACUGCUAUACGCUUAGCAUUUAUAGAGCCUGAGCAUCCUUCCAAAUCAGCCGAGGCUCUCGUUCUACCUAAGAUCGAGCCGUUUUUACCCAAUGGAACGGACCCAGAUGCGGCAAUGUCUCUAACUGCUCUCUACCGAUCUCACUGCACAUCCCUAGUGGAGUGCAUUCGCUAUUGCAAGGAGAAGGCUUUCUUUCACCUCUAUACCUCUUUUCAGGGUACACUCACCAUGCCCGUGCAGAAACUCUUCUCUCACCCCAGCAUCGCGCCGUGGAUAGAAGAGUGUGAUUAUGUACUUUACCAACGCAUGAUCCAGAUCAUCUAUAGCCUCGUCUUACAAGCCAUCCCGCAACCCGUACUGAACGCGUUCGAGAAAAUAUCGCAACAAUUAGUCUCUCACAUUCGCGAAUCUUUUCAUGGGCAGCCGAGGCAUGUAGUCCAGGCCAAGGAGGCCCCCGCUACUAUAUUUGCCGGUCUACUCGACCGUACUCUACGAGUUAACCUCACAGCUCACGCUGCAGCAAAUAUGCUUUCGAUUUCUGCGAAUAGAGACCAGAUGUAUCUCGAUUGGAUGUCAGGGGUUAGGGUCCGCAAACUUGCUGAAUGCGUCCCAACCAGAGGAAUGGAUGAUUUAGUUGAUCUCUUGUUUAAUGAAAUCCGAGACCUAAUCGACCCCGUAAACGUCCCUUGGAGUGAAGAGUGUAAGUACCUUUAUGGGGAGAUAGCACUCAACAACAGACGAGGGUUACCGUCGUCAAAUGCUUCUAAUGGUAGCUCAGAGCACUUUCUUGAGCGCUGGGUCGACUUCUUAUUGUCUCUCCAGAAACGUUUCCCCUACGCCACGGCGACGGAUAUUGUUUGGUGUGUGCAACGUGUCGGGCUAGAGGUCAUGCGGGACCUUACCAUGCGCCAGAGCAAUAGUUUUGGAGCGUGGUGGGUGACAAAGUGCUGGCUCGACGAGAUGGUUUCGUUCCUGGCCGAAUACGGCGGUUUCAUGAAGUCGAAGAACUCGCUACCGCCCGUUGCUGGCGACAUCAAGCCCCCGGUAGAUGGUAACGACGUGACCCUUCGAGGUUCGCGUGUUGGCAGCGACGAUCAAGGCAUCUCGCAUAUGUCCCAGCCGCAACCGGACCGUGCCCCAUUCCCGUCUCAGAUCGAAGUCAAUGGGGCAGACUCCCUCCACAUGUCCGUGAACCACGACGAUAGCGGAAUUGGGAUCAGGACUCCAGAAGAAGACUUUCCUAUUGAGAAAUUCGACUACCAGGAGGGUCAGGACCAGAGCCUACAUUCUCUCAAUUUAGAGGAACCCGUCCAAUAGGAUCGGCGCGAGUCUUUAUGGUUUUGAAGAACGAAGGUAUGACGGUAUGACCGAAAACGAUAGACAGCCAGGAGACCCCAUGGUUCGAGGAUUUCGGGGUAUACGCCUGGCAGGAACGUUUGAGUGGUAAUUUUGUAACGGACAGGGCGCACAUUUUCGAGGUACGGAAAAGAGCUUUUGAGGGUUGGGCCGGUAUAGUUGGUCCUUGUUUACAUAAAGGACAAAGUGCAUGCAUGCAUGGUCAGGAGGAGGGCUUUUAGCCCCAGGUGUAUAAGGGGCGGCAUGGAUAUUCGCCUUGGUACUUUGAUAGGAUCUUUGAUAGGAUAGGAGAUCCGAAUACUUGUGUAGCAUGGCUUGUAUGAUACCCGUAGCUAUUUACAUCUGUCCACGCGCAGCCAGUUGCGCUCUGAAGGAUUCUUAUACUAUGGCUGCUUUUCUUACGUGUUUUAUGAGUGACGAUCAUGGUAGUUAUGAGAUGUGGUUUAUGAUAUGUAAGAUAGGGCACCGGACAGAUCCAAGAUACUAACCUAGAUGACUACCUAAUAUAGGUAUAGCGAGAUGAUUCGGGAAUUUUGAGAGCUAUUCCAACAACCUGCCGAUUAAGCA
Messenger RNA from Daldinia vernicosa, 3824 nucleotides. RefSeq lists its product as uncharacterized. Gene Ontology annotation, molecular function: DNA-binding transcription factor activity, RNA polymerase II-specific; RNA polymerase II cis-regulatory region sequence-specific DNA binding. NCBI's taxonomy places the organism in Eukaryota, Fungi, Ascomycota, Sordariomycetes, Xylariales, Hypoxylaceae. Gene Ontology annotation, biological process: regulation of transcription by RNA polymerase II. Bases 735 to 3218 code for a protein of 827 amino acids. The transcript has 3 exons. The record is from RefSeq and is a predicted model, not a curated record.